AUGCAGGACAAUCCUUUCCUUCCUCGAUUGUAUUUAUCCGGUGUAUUCUUCUUUAUUCUCAUGUAUAACGGUUCUAAUGUUUUACCGAUUGCUAGGUUUUUACAUUACACACAUAAGAAGCAAGCAUUCCGUACCGCAUUGCCUCAACUGGAGGGAACGUCACAGUCUAUUCUUGCCCCGCUGCUCCCAGCUGCAGCCAUCUUUUACCUGGAUGAGUAUGGGCCAGACAAGUACGCAGAGGUCUUCCUGGGAGAGUUCGAUAAUCCGGAGAUCAUUUGGAGUACCCAGAUGAGGCGCCAUCUUAUUGAGCGAAUUGCUGUGCACGUUUCCGACUUUUCCAAUCGCCUCACCUCAAACGUGAAGGCUUUGUAUCAUACUGAGCGAUCCCGACUAAUUGACUAUCCUGAACUACAGAAUGAACUGUUCUGCUACGUAUAUUACCUGCGACAUCUUUGCGAUCGGCAACGAUUUCCUGAUUGGGAAAUUAGGGAUCCGGUAAGAUGUGACGAUUUCAUUGUUUCUUUUCGAUUUCACUACAUUUACUUUCGAGCUAUCACCGACAAUUUGAUUUCUGCAAUUUUUCGUAUAACCAUCACUUAA
Molecule: messenger RNA, 600 nt
Organism: Ostertagia ostertagi
Lineage: Eukaryota; Metazoa; Nematoda; Chromadorea; Rhabditida; Trichostrongylidae
Source: the annotation of a GenBank genome assembly